GAAGCCCCCACAGCGUGGUGUUUGAUGGCAGCUAGCUUGCACCCCUCCCGUCUCCUGUGUCGACAGCAGGUCCUCCUCCAGCCUCUUUAAACUGCUUUCACCGCCACACUAACGACAUUUUGGGGGUUCGGUCUCAAGCUCUUCGUCCUCACACCCCUCAUAGCUCCCCGUGAGUUUCGGAGGAUAUUUCUUUUCUAACGUAGCGUUUGGAAUCGAAACCAAACACAGACGGAGCUGUGUUUUAGCCUACUUCAGUGGGCGGAUAAAGCGGAGGAGGGCAUCCGGGCCUGGCUGCUCCGGAGAGUUGGCUUGAAACCAGGCAAUUCACCAUUUUCAGGCCGUGCACUGCCCUGAUAUGGAGAAGAUGAAGAGGAUUAAGAAGCGCCUGUCGUUAACACUCCGCUCCAGUCAGACCAUCGACGAGUCGCUGUCUGAACUGGCCGAGCAGAUGACCAUCGAGGAUGGCGGCACCAAGGACAAUGAGCCCUUCAUGAGGAACGGCCGCCCCCCCACCUCCCACAGCAUGCACUCCUUCCUGCACCAGUACACCGGUUCCUUCAAGAAGCCUCCGCUCCGCCGGCCCCACAGCGUCAUCGGCGGCACCCUGGGGUCCUUCAUGGCAAUGCCACGCAGUGGUAGUCGUCUGGACAUUGUGCACGAGAACCUGAAGAUGGGGUCAGAUGGGGAAAGCGACCAGGCCUCAGGAACGUCUUCAGACGAGGUGCAAUCUCCGACUGGCGUCUGUCUGAGGAACCGCAUGCACCGGCGGAUCUCCAUGGAGGAUCUCAACAAGCGCCUGUCGCUGCCUGCUGACAUCCGGAUCCCCGAUGGUUACUUAGAGAAGCUGCAGCUCAGCAGCCCGCCCUUUGACCAGCCGCUCAGCCGACGCUCCCGCAGAGCCUCGCUGUCAGAGAUUGGUUUCGGCAAGUUGGAGACGUACAUUAAGCUGGACAAACUGGGAGAGGGAACCUACGCCACAGUAUUUAAAGGACGUAGUAAACUGACGGACAACCUGGUGGCACUGAAAGAGAUCCGGCUGGAGCACGAGGAGGGAGCGCCUUGCACCGCCAUCAGAGAAGUGUCGUUGCUGAAGGACCUCAAACACGCUAACAUCGUGACGCUUCAUGACAUCGUCCACACCGACAAGAGCCUCACGCUCGUCUUCGAGUACCUGGAUAAGGACCUGAAGCAGUACAUGGAUGACUGUGGUAACAUAAUGAGCAUGCACAAUGUGAAGAUCUUCCUGUUCCAGAUUUUGCGAGGACUGUCGUAUUGUCAUAAGAGGAAAGUUCUCCACAGGGACCUGAAGCCCCAAAACCUCCUUAUAAAUGAGAAUGGAGAACUUAAACUGGCUGACUUUGGUCUGGCGAGGGCCAAAUCUGUCCCGACUAAAACCUACUCCAACGAGGUGGUGACUCUUUGGUACCGGCCCCCAGAUGUCCUACUGGGAUCCUCUGAGUAUUCAACACAGAUCGACAUGUGGGGUGUUGGAUGUAUAUUCUAUGAGAUGGCUGCAGGUCGGCCGCUGUUCCCCGGCUCCACCGUGGAGGACGAGCUCCACCUCAUCUUCAGGUUACUGGGAACACCCACGGAGGAGAAGUGGCCGGGAAUCUCCUCCAUCGAAGAAUUUAAAUCCUACAACUUCCCCAAAUACAAACCACAGCCGUUAAUCAACCACGCUCCCAGGCUGGACAGCGAAGGCAUCGAGCUGCUGCUGGCUUUCCUCAGAUACGAAUCUAAGAAGAGGAAUUCAGCUGAAGAGGCUAUGAAACAUUCCUACUUCAGGCAGCUUGGGAUAAGAGUUCAGACGCUGCCCGAGAGUGCAUCGAUAUUCACAUUAAAAGAAGUGCAGCUGCAGAGGGACCCUGGCUACCGGAACUCCUCCUACUCAGAGUCAGGUAAUGGCAAGAUCAACAGGAGGCAGAGCAUGCUCUUUUAAUGGAGAGGAUGAAGAGAAA
This is a messenger RNA of Etheostoma cragini (Arkansas darter), 1958 nucleotides long. RefSeq names its product cyclin-dependent kinase 17 (gene cdk17). Gene Ontology annotation, cellular component: nucleus; cytoplasm. Lineage: Eukaryota; Metazoa; Chordata; Actinopteri; Perciformes; Percidae. The record is from RefSeq and is a predicted model, not a curated record. The coding region runs from base 356 to 1939 and encodes 527 amino acids. The transcript has 17 exons. Gene Ontology annotation, molecular function: protein kinase activity; ATP binding. Gene Ontology annotation, biological process: protein phosphorylation.